UACUCAAAAUGUGUAGAAGAAGAGGUGUUGGGGUGACAGACUGGGCGGAGGAAAACAGUGGCAAGUCUCGGUAGUCCAGGUUGUGCCUGUAGCGUUGUAUCUCACUUUGAUAAAAUUCGUUUAGAAUAGACUUAUCAAACUAAAUUAACGUAAGCACGAUCAACUGAAACAGUAGGUACCAGCUAACUGGUUAAACUGGAAAUUAAUUAACUAGCUGUGAGUGUGACUAGCCUACACAAUUCCUUUUGGAAGAGUACGUAGUGGGCACAUAAUUUGCAAAUUCCACUGAAAUAUUAUGUAGGUAAUGUUACAGUCGCCUUGCAGGCUACUGAGCAAUUUGGCUGUUUUCCUACUGUAGUAAGGAAAGAAGAAAAGAAAGAAGAAACGGCGAGAACAUUGCCAUCCCGGCCACAACAGCAAUAACGUUGCAUAGCCAUGAUGAUGACUCCCUGUGACGUUGACUAUGCCCUGCAAACGUUGAUGUCGAAAAUUAAAGAGAGAGAGCUGGAGUCGCAACGGGCACUGAACGAACAAGAUGUUGCAAACAGACUUUUGAAACUGCAGCUUCAGGAACUACAGAACAAACUGAAGGAAAAGGACUACCAGUUAGCGGAUGCCAAUGAGACGAUUCGUGCUCUGAGGAGUGUGACUCAGAUCAUCACCGGUCUGCAGGAUGAGAUCAGGGCCCUGCGCACACAGCUGCUGGCGUCCCACGCUCAUAAACAUCGACUUGUUGACACACAGAUGCAGGACCCAGAAGUCCUCGCCAGCCCAGUCAGAACACAGGCGUCUGAUGACAUGACCCAUCACACUCUUGAUGACAUGACCCAUCAUACUCUUUUCCACCCCACUGAAGCUGGCCCCAUGGCUCCAGACUACAUUACCCAGAAUUCCACUCAAGAAUGCACCCUUCUGAAACUCAUCUCUGAUUGUGGCAGGACAACCGAUGUGGCUGUUCCAGGGGUCAAACAGGAGGAGCAGGAAGUUUUAAUGGAUGAAGGGGAAGGAAGAGGGCACGAGGACAGGGAGACCGAGGGGCAGGUCCCUGAUGAGUCGGUGAAGGUGGAGAACAGCGAGUGGGACGGGGGCUUUGAAUAUAGCCAUGCAGCACACGACAGUGGAGAACUACCAGACAAUGACUCUUCAUAUGCCUACAGUAAUCAUGAUAUGGCCGCCAUAGAAGCGGCAACAUCCAGCUCUUCGUCUCAUUCCUCAGAUUCACCUGCGGUUCAGAAUGCAACCCAAACUCGAAAAAGGCAGUUGGUGGAAGCUCCUCUUGACAGCCAUUCAGCAAGUGUGAUUGUCCAGACCGCGCUCCGUUCCAAGCUUGGGGGUGACAGGAUAUUUCAGGAGUACAAUAAGAUGAAAUGUCUCUCCGAUGCAACAAGGAGGAAGAUGGUGAACAUACUGGUGGCGGACAUGAUGGAAAAUCAUGGAAGACCCCCACCAGUGAAUGUCCGUGUGUCCUACGCCCUCGGAAUAGUAACCUUAUUCCCUCUCUUAAAGGAUCUGAAUUCCAAGAACGGUUAUGAGCACUACUACGACCAUCAGAGUGGUUCUGGUUACUUGGCCUGGAGGUUGAAAACAGUCCAGCGCUCCUCAUCCAGUCACAUCCCGAGAUCUUUCUCCACCUAUCAGGACGGCCCGAGACGUCUCUCAACCUAUCAGGACGUCCCGAGACGUCUCUCAACCUAUCAGGACGUCCCGAGACGUCCGUCCACCUAUCAGGAUGGCCCAAGGACGCGGCGACCGGCCCACUCGGCACCUCCGCAGAUCUCGGCUGAGCAGUGUCAAGAGGCCGUGAUGCUGAUGAGAGGCUCUGACGACGUGGCGCUCGUGAGGGAGAACAUGAAGGCCACGUUCGAGCGCCGACAGGAUGUGGUGCACGACCCCGAGACGACCUCCGCUGCAGCCGUGCUCGACCUUUUCCCGCGCUUCCUGGACACGCCUGGCUUGGUUAAUCAGGACUUCACCAUGCUGUUUGGAGAGGAGGUGUCAGGCCGAUUUCUGUCGCGGUGGCAGACGUUCUACAAGCCCAGGAUCAUCGACGACUGUAAGCGACUUCCCCACGGCACACACAUGGACAGCCUCCUCUUCCUGUCAUCACUGAGCCAGCCGUCUGAAUGGUCCGAAGAUUGGGAUAGUGACCUGGCAACCAUACUCUUGCUCUUGCAUCUUUUGCCGCCAACUUCAAAGGGCAAGAAGCACAAGAAGAUUAGUGCUGCGGAAGCUGGUGAUCAUCUGGUGAAAUUCAUGAAAACGGGCCACAGCAUGGAGAACUUCCUUGAGGAAGCUCGAGCAGCACCCCCGUUCCUCCUCUGUGUUGGGGAGAGAAAGAGCAGCAUUCAGAAUUUCUUUGUCGUUCUGGAACAAAAGGCCAUCCCCUGCGAAGUGAACACUGCCACCGCGGCCUUCGACGAACUCUUCAAGGCGCACUUUGUGUUCGGGCGGUCCUACGACGAGCCUCUGUACAACUUUUUCACGUUCCUGCAGACCACGGUGUACGGCAUUGACGUGGGCAGCGCCAAGGAGAGCCCGAGAGUCCGAGAGAUUCGCGCCAGACUUCUUAACAACAGCCACUGAAUGCAAUAGAGACAAAAUCACACAAGUGUGGCUUGUGAUGUGUCUUUGUGUGUUGUUGUUAUUAUGGUGUUAUUUUCACAUUGAAAGUUUGACUUAUUUUAGGUUAAAAAGUUUGCUGUAUUUGUACAGUUUUGUUGUUCCUCAGAUUAUGUAUUAGACUGUACAGGCACCACAACAGUUAUGGAUCCGGGUGAUUCUUGUGCUGGUGCAGACAAUCGUAGGAUGCCGUCAGUAGGUCGUUUCAGUAUUAAUCAGGAGCAUGUGAAGUAUACUGUAGGUUUGCUACAGCGACCUGAAAUAUGUUCUCAGGCUAAUAAGUUCUCAGAAAUCAGCCCCCACACUUCUGAUUAUGUAGAUUCACAAGUGUUUGAAUUCUUGACUACACUGUUUGUGGUCGAUAGAGUGUACCUUUCAAUCUUUUCAAAUUGCUUUUUUACAUCAUAUACAGUAUAUAUAUUUUCUUUUUACAUUUUUGAGUAGUGUGUGCUAUAUCAUGAAGCUUCAUUUUUCACCAGUAUACUUUGAAAUGGUGAAAUUUGAUACAGUAUUAACAUAUAACACUGUUUUGUUUACUGUUCUUGAUAAAUUCAUUAAACAUGCAAAUGUUUAU
Molecule: messenger RNA, 3193 nt
Organism: Alosa sapidissima (American shad)
Lineage: Eukaryota; Metazoa; Chordata; Actinopteri; Clupeiformes; Clupeidae
Exons: 12
Coding region: 436-2583 (715 amino acids)
Source: RefSeq, a predicted model, not a curated record